Messenger RNA from Echinococcus granulosus, 363 nucleotides. RefSeq lists its product as hypothetical. The record is from RefSeq and is a predicted model, not a curated record. Lineage: Eukaryota; Metazoa; Platyhelminthes; Cestoda; Cyclophyllidea; Taeniidae. Bases 1 to 363 code for a protein of 120 amino acids. The transcript is spliced from 2 exons.
AUGAAUAAAAUGACUUUUGUUAAUCAAGUUAAACAUCUAAAUCUUGGUUGCAUAUUCGCACGUCUAGUGUUUUAUAAGCCGCGGUGUUUGGGUUUAAUCAGUAGGAGAUAUUUCAAUAAUGUUGGAAAUCAGAUGCAAGAAAUAUUUCAUCUCCUGAUCCCAUCUUUAAUUAAUGAACACCCUGCUAUUUCUUACGCAAUUAAAUGUAACAUCUUAGAAAAUCUGAGUGAACCAAUCACAAAAUCGUGUGUAUCAACUUAUGUGAAUUUCGAAUUCAUCCUCAUAAGGGCAAUCAGGAUUAUUCAAAGUCAAAAUGUAACUGUCAUGACAUCAUCAUCAAACACGAUAAGCAUAAAUGACUGA